Dermacentor silvarum is the source of this 996-nucleotide messenger RNA. Its product is annotated as thioredoxin domain-containing protein 2-like. The transcript has a single exon. Bases 1 to 996 code for a protein of 331 amino acids. The record is from RefSeq and is a predicted model, not a curated record. Lineage: Eukaryota; Metazoa; Arthropoda; Arachnida; Ixodida; Ixodidae.
AUGGCACUAACAUGUUCAAUAGUGUGUGCAGAAGGCCCGUUGGACGGUGGAAAAGAGCCGGACACCGAUGCCAGUGACGAUCAGUCGAAACCAAAAGAACCGCGAGGAGAAGGUCGCAGUGGGGAGGGCAACAGCAUUCCAGGUUCAGCAGGCCGAUCAGAGGGUGGCAUGGAUACGAAUGAUGAUGACGCAAUCAAACCAACUAAAGAAGACGACAAGCAGUCGGGUGAUGACGCAAUCAAACCAACUAAAGAAGACGACAAGAAUCAGGGUGAUGACGCAAUCAAACCCACUAAAGAAGACGACAAGAAGCCGGGUGAUGACGCAAUCAAGCCAACUAAAGAAGACGACAAAAAGCCGGGUGAUGACGCAAUCAAACCAACUAAAGAAGAUGACAAGAAGCCGGGUGAUGACGCAAUCAAACCAACUAAAGAAGACGACAAGCAGCCGGGUGAUGACGCAAUCAAGCCAACUAAAGAAGACGACAAAAAGCCGGGUGAUGACGCAAUCAAACCAACUAAAGAAGACGACAAGAAGCCGGGUGAUGACGCAAUCAAACCAACUAAAGAAGACGACAAGCAGCCGGGUGAUGACGCAAUCAAACCAACUAAAGAAGACGACAAGAACCCGGAUGAUGAUUCAAUCAAGCCAACUAAAGAAGACGACAAGAAGCCGGGUGAUGACGCGAUCAAGCCAACUAAAGAAGACGACAAAAAGCCGGGUGAUGACGCAAUCAAACCAACUAAAGAAGACGACAAGAAGCCGGGUGAUGACGCAAUCAAACCAACUAAAGAAGACGACAAGAAACCGGGUGAUGACGCAAUCAAACCAACUAAAGAAGACGACAAGAAACCGGGUGAUGACGCAAUCAAACCAACUAAAGAAGACGAUAAGAAGCCGGGUGAUGACGCAAUCAAACCAACUAAAGAAGACGACAAGAAGCCGGGUGACGACGCAAUCAAACCAACUAAAGAAGGACGAAAAGAAGCCGGGUGA